UGUACAAAGGCAGAGUUCAGAUCUGAAGAUAUUAACAGUCCGAAUGCAAGAAUUUUGUCUGGUGAUCCUUAACUUCUAAAGGGAAAGAACAAUGGAUGUCAAAUGUGCUACUUCUGUUAUAUGGAUAUGUAUUUUACAGCUUCCUCUGCAUCUUUCAUUUGCACGUAAGAACGAUCUUCUUCAUCAUCCGGCAAACUUCACAUUACAGUUUCUACGCAGAAGCCUGCGGUUAUCCUGGGAUUGCAAUGCUGUAAAGGAAUUUUCCAAUAUCUCUGUAUUGACAUUCGGAAAGGCUCCCCAUGAGCAGCAUUUUGUGUUUUCGAAUAAGACAGAGUGUUCAGCCGGAAAGGUGGAGCUGGAUCUCCAAACACGCAAUACAAGUAAAGUAGUCAUACAAAUCAAUGGAAAGACGGCACGAGAGAUUGUGGUUAUACCUGAAGGAAUGAGUGAAUCAGCAGCAAACAAUAUUUCCUGUGAGUUAUAUGACAUUACUUCAAUGAGAUGCUAUUGGGAUUUUGCCACAAAUGCACCAGAUGACACAAAUUACACACUUCUGUUAAUACAAUAUGACUCACAGUACCAAUAUGAGUUACAGUGCCAACAUUAUGAACAUGAUAGACAAAGAAGAGCAGGAAAGUGUGAAUUUCAUGAUUUGCGGAAGAAUGUGGAUGAUAAGGCCUCUGUUAUAUUGGUGGGGAACAGUAAAGAGAAUAUACAGAUAUAUGCAAAAGGCUUUUACCCUUCCCAUAAAGAGAUCUUCAAACCCCCAACAAAUAUUAGUUUGUUGUUUUCAGAGAAUGAGGUUACAAUCUAUUGGUCACAGCCUAAGACGAUUCAUAUAGCUGAAGAAUGCUUUGAAUACAGAGUGCAAGAUGUGCAUGGAAAAAUGAAGCCUUUUGAUCUUCCUGAUGGGAGUAGUAAAUACACAAAGGAUAUAUCUAGCUUUGAAGAAGAAUGUCCCUUACGUAUGAGAGCCAGAGGAACAGAGGCAUGUGGAAUAGAUACUAACUGGGGUGAAUGGAGCGAGGAACUAAAAUGCAGAAAUCAUGGACCAUCCUUCCCAAAGGACAAUAUAAUAAUCUACACAGCUAUUGCAACAGCUAUCAUAUUAGCUUGUCUUGUUCUUCUUUUAAUGUGUAUGAGGUGUUUUAAAAUUAUAUUUCCACCAAUUCCACACCCAAAGAAAUACUCUGUAACCUCGAAACCUACCUAUCAAGUAAAUGAAUGGGACAAUGAAAGUCUUAAGUCUAUACAGAUAAUUCCAGUACUGGAAAGUGAGGAACCAGAUGGAACAUCUAUGGACACACAGCACAAUCCACACAGAGCAGAUGAUGGAAUGAAGAACAUCUACUGUAACUGAGCCUAUAAUGCCUGCCUGCCUGCCAUAAGGCUUGGGACUAGAAGCUGGAUGAGCAACUAGACACAAGUAAAACACACAAAUAAAUCACACAGAGACAAGAGCAGUGGCCGCAGCUUGUUAAUUAACUAUAUAAAUUUGACACAAACAUUUGUAAACUGUAACACACAUAUAUAUAUAUAUAUAUAGCAAGUGAAGAUGUC
Molecule: messenger RNA, 1560 nt
Organism: Xenopus tropicalis (tropical clawed frog)
Lineage: Eukaryota; Metazoa; Chordata; Amphibia; Anura; Pipidae
Product: granulocyte-macrophage colony-stimulating factor receptor subunit alpha-like
Exons: 11
Coding region: 92-1360 (422 amino acids)
Cellular component (GO): membrane
Source: RefSeq, a predicted model, not a curated record